Molecule: messenger RNA, 581 nt
Organism: Echinops telfairi (small Madagascar hedgehog)
Lineage: Eukaryota; Metazoa; Chordata; Mammalia; Afrosoricida; Tenrecidae
Gene: CKS2
Product: CDC28 protein kinase regulatory subunit 2
Exons: 3
Coding region: 42-281 (79 amino acids)
Biological process (GO): regulation of mitotic cell cycle
Cellular component (GO): SCF ubiquitin ligase complex; cyclin-dependent protein kinase holoenzyme complex
Molecular function (GO): cyclin-dependent protein serine/threonine kinase activator activity; protein kinase binding; histone binding
Source: RefSeq, a predicted model, not a curated record
GUGCCUUUCUUACCGACCUGUCCCGCUGGGCUGCCGGCCAGAUGGCUCACAAGCAAAUAUACUAUUCGGACAAGUACUUCGAUGAACAUUACGAGUACCGGCAUGUCAUGUUGCCCAGAGAACUUUCCAAACAAGUACCCAAAACCCAUCUAAUGUCCGAAGAGGAGUGGAGGAGACUUGGUGUUCAACAAAGUCUAGGCUGGGUACAUUACAUGAUUCAUGAGCCAGAACCACAUAUUCUUCUCUUUAGACGACCGCUUCCAAAAGAACAACAAAAAUGAAGAUUAUAUAGGGAUGUUCAAUUAAAUCUUCAAGUUUAAUGUUUAUGUGUAUAUAUGGUGUAGUAUUCAGUGAAUACUUGAAAGAUGUACAAAUCUUCCGUCCACACCUGUGCAUGAGCUGUAUUCUCCACAGCAACAAAGCUCAGUUAAAUGUAACUGCAAAUAGAUUACUAUAAGGUGUUUAAGACACAAAUUUCCUUAGUUUUUUUGAGUAUAAGUAAAUUGCCUGUUGAAUUUUUACCUUGUUACUUUUGUUUAUAAUAAAGUUACUGUGUUUCAUUUGUUACUAUUGGAAGUUAA